AUGUCUCUGCCCGGUCUGCGAGGCACUUCGCGAGCCCUUCGUGGCUUUGCCAAGCCCAUUGUGGCCGCUCGACGAGCCAAGUCAUCCAUAGCUUUGGACGGACAGCAACAGCUCCUCGCCACUCAUCUACAGCAGGCCGAUCCCACUGUAUUCGAUAUCAUUGAAAAUGAGAAAAAACGCCAGAAGCACUUCAUCAACCUGAUUCCUUCUGAGAACUUUACCUCCCAGGCCGUCCUAGAUGCUCUUGGCAGUGUUAUGCAGAACAAGUAUUCUGAAGGCUAUCCUGGUGCUCGAUACUAUGGCGGCAACGAGUUUAUUGAUCAGUCGGAGCGUCUCUGCCAGCAACGAGCUCUGGAAGCUUUUGAUCUUGACGCUGCGAACUGGGGCGUCAACGUUCAAGCUCUUUCUGGCGCUCCCGCCAAUUUGUACGUCUACUCUGCGCUCAUGAACACCCAUGACCGCCUGAUGGGUCUUGACCUUCCUCACGGCGGCCACCUGUCCCACGGCUACCAGACGCCAACCAAGAAAAUAUCCUUCAUUUCCAAGUACUUCGAGACGCUCCCAUACCGACUGGAUGAGUCUACCGGUCUGAUCGACUACGACAAGCUCGAGGAGCUUGCGCUCAUCUACCGCCCCAAGAUCAUUGUUGCCGGCGCCAGUGCCUACAGCCGUCUUAUCGACUAUAAGCGCAUGCGCGAGAUCUGCGACAAGGCCAACGCCUACCUGUUAGCCGACAUGGCUCACAUCUCCGGCCUCGUUGCUGCCAAGGUCCUCCCCGGCCCCUUUCCCUACGCCGACAUCGUCACCACCACCUCCCACAAGAGCUUACGAGGCCCGCGAGGAGCCCUCAUCUUCUUCCGCAAGGGCGUCCGUCGCACAAACCCCAAGACCAAAGUUGACGAGAUGUACAACCUCGAAGGCCCCAUCAACACCUCCGUCUUCCCAGGCCACCAGGGCGGUCCUCACAACCACACCAUCACGGCCCUCGCCGUCGCCCUCAAGCAGGCCCAAGGGCCCGACUUCCAUGCCUACCAGUCCCAGGUCCUCGCCAACGCCAAGGCCUUCGCCAAGCGCCUCGGCGAAGACAAGGGCAAGGGCGGCCUCGGAUAUAGCCUCGUCAGCGGCGGCACAGACAACCACCUUGUCCUCGCGGACCUCAAACCCCACGGCGUUGACGGCGGCCGUGUCGAGCGUAUCCUCGAGCUCGUCGGCGUAGCCGCCAACAAGAACACCGUUCCCGGCGACCGCUCCGCCCUCGUCCCCGGCGGCCUCCGAAUGGGCACCCCGGCCAUGACCACCCGCGGCUUCAACGAGAACGACUUUGUCCGCGUCGCCGACAUUGUCGACCGGGCCGUCACCAUCGCCGCCCGCAUCGACAAGACUGUCAAGGCCGCCGCCAAAGAGCGUGGUGAAAAGAGCCCUGGCAAGCUCAAGCUGUUCCUCGACCACGUUGGCAACGGCAACUCGGAGUCCGAAAUCGUCCAGCUGCGAAGUGAGGUUGAGGAUUGGGCUGGUACCUUCCCCUUGCCUUGGGAUGCUUCUCAAUAA
Molecule: messenger RNA, 1548 nt
Organism: Metarhizium robertsii ARSEF 23
Lineage: Eukaryota; Fungi; Ascomycota; Sordariomycetes; Hypocreales; Clavicipitaceae
Product: serine hydroxymethyltransferase
Exons: 5
Coding region: 1-1548 (515 amino acids)
Biological process (GO): L-serine catabolic process; folic acid metabolic process; tetrahydrofolate interconversion
Cellular component (GO): cytoplasm
Molecular function (GO): zinc ion binding; glycine hydroxymethyltransferase activity; pyridoxal phosphate binding
Source: RefSeq, a predicted model, not a curated record